Molecule: messenger RNA, 6219 nt
Organism: Mycetomoellerius zeteki
Lineage: Eukaryota; Metazoa; Arthropoda; Insecta; Hymenoptera; Formicidae
Gene: Zir
Product: dedicator of cytokinesis
Exons: 20
Coding region: 156-6122 (1988 amino acids)
Biological process (GO): positive regulation of GTPase activity; small GTPase-mediated signal transduction
Molecular function (GO): guanyl-nucleotide exchange factor activity
Source: RefSeq, a predicted model, not a curated record
AGGAUUCACGUCAAAUACAAACGCGUCAAGGUUUGAGGAAAUAUUGGAGGACAGUGAAUUCUCGUCGACGAUUUUGAUUAUUCACAGCCAACUCGUUUUCGAUGAAUUCGGAUUAAUAUAAAAUCUCAUCAGAUUAUUUCACUGGGACAUUUAUAAUGUCUUCAGUCCAGCGUGCAUUUGCUCACAAAUUAAGCAAACAGCAUGCUGCUGAUGUAAGGCGGCAAAUUGCUACUUCUACUUCCUAUUCCCGUGAUUUAUCAAAAAGUGGUAGCAGUAUAUCAGGAUUUUCUUCUAUGAUGUCGUUGUGCGAGGUAUUAGAACCACUUGAUUAUGAAGAAUUCUUAGGACAACACCAGUCAGUGCUAGAACGUGAGCCUUUAAAACCAAUACUAGAUUUUCCUCCGGGAGAUGUCGAAUUGAGAGUUGUAAAGAGGAAAAUUCGAACAGAGGAGCCAGUAGUCCCACAUGAAUCAAUAGAUACUGUGUCGCCUUAUGUGAAAAGAUGCAUUGAAAGUUUUACUUCAGACUGGAUUGUAAUACAUCGCAAAUAUAAAGGGAGAAUUUCACCUAUUGCCAGAGACAGAUUACUUCAGGAUACACCUAGACAAGAUUUUGAAGUAGAUCAAGAAGAUGCAAAUGGCUGUGUAUCACCGAACGAAGAGGAUGAUUUGUCCAACUCCGGAGAUACUCCAAGAGGAUCUUGGGCAAGUUUGGAUUUGCGACAUUCACAACAUGAUCCUCUUCUACCGACUUUAUUAGAUCGCGUCUGCCUUGAAACAAUCGAUCAAAUGAACGAACAAAAAAGAUUGGAAGAUCGACAGGAAGCCUUAUUUCCUCUUUAUGCUCCUCCAACUUCUCCUGAUGACGAAUGGCAAGAAAUUAACAUUGCUCCAGAACCUACAGAGCCUUUUGCUCAUAAAAUUCUCGUGAAAUGUCUGCAAUUAAAAUUAGAACUAGAAGUGGAGCCAAUAUUCGCGAGUCUUGCACUGUAUGACGCCAGAGAAAAGAAAAAAGUAUCGGAGAAUUUCUAUGUCGAUAUGAAUUCAGAAGGGUUGAAAAGAAUGCUUGGAGGACACAUUGCUUAUAGCGAUGCAAGUACCUUAGCCAGAAGUUGUGUUUUGAGCAUCAGUAAACCUAGUCCUGAUUUGUUUCUUGUCGUGCGGCUAGAGAAAGUAUUGCAAGGCGAUAUAUCGGAGUGUGCCGAACCAUAUUUACGUGAAGAUAAAAAUAAAGAUAAAGUUAAAGCUGCCGCUGCCGCUGCAUGUGAACGCCUUGGUCGUUAUAGAAUGCCUCUCGCAUGGACUGCAAUUCAUCUGUCUGGUGUAAUUGGUGGUGGUGGUGACACGGAUAGCACUGGCAGCGCUGGAUCCUUAGACAGAAAGUCGGGAGGUUUGGAACAAUGGCGAAAGAAAGUGGAACCGCCAACGCGACGAGGUUCGCUAGAAAGACGGAGCUCAGACAAAAGACGCAGUUGGUCACCAGACGAUUUUGCCAAUUGCCUCGAUAGCUUUAGGCCCAUAACUUUAACAGUUUCGAGCUUUUUCAAGCAGGAAAGCGAACGACUUCGCGAUGAAGAUCUUUAUAAACUUUUGGUUGAAUUACGAAGACCUGGAUCUAACUUGAAACGAUUAAAAUGCUUACCAGGGAUAUUGAAAUUGGAUCUCAGUCCCAGACCCGAAGAGCUGCCGAGGUGUCUAGAUCCUGAUCUUAGAAGAUUAGUUCCAUAUCCGGAUGAAAAGAGUCGACCUGUUAAGGAGAUACUCGAGUUUCCGACCGAAGUUAUUUCGCCAGAUUUGACGUAUCGCAAUCUUCUUUAUCUUUAUCCCAAGGAAGCAAACUUUAGUUCUAGAACUGGCUCAGCUCGCAAUAUUGCUGUAAGAAUUCAGCUCAUGGGAGGUGAGCAAGAAGCCGACGCGCUCACAGCUAUCUUAGGUAGAUCAUCCUGUCCCGAGAUGACACACGAAUACUUUACUUCCGUGUCAUAUCACAAUAAAAAUCCAAACUUUUACGAUGAAAUCAAGAUGAGGCUACCUGCGGAUUUAAGUGCAAAACAUCACUUAUUGUUCACUUUUUAUCACAUUAGUUGCCAGAAGAAAGUGGAACAACCAAACGUCGAAACGGCAGUCGCAUAUACAUGGCUACCGCUUUUAAGAGAUGGUCAUCUCCAAUCAGGCGAAUUUAGCUUGCCUGCUAUGCUGGAUCCGCCACCCGCAAAUUAUUCCUAUAUUGCACCUGAUGUUCUUUUACCGGGCACUCGAUGGGUAGAUGCUCAUCGAGGGGUUUUCACUGUCAUAUUGGAGCCCGUUUCCAGUGUUCAUCCGCAAGACAAAUAUAUCGACAGAUUUUUAUCGUUAUGCGGAUUUUUAGAAACCGGUCAAGUUCCGCCUCGUAUAGGCGAAGCGGGCAUGGAAUCAGAAUUGAAAUCGUCGCUCCUCGAAUUAGCGCGCGCAUCGCAUUCUGCUUUGGUACGAUCUCUUCCUCAAUUACUGGAUCAAUUACUGUGUCUUCUAGUGCGACCGCCAACCUUACCGUCUCAAUCAUUGAACGUCGCCGCUACCAUUUUUGAGGCUUUAGGACUGCUUGUGCGAAAUAUCACCAAUCUGCCGGACGGUCAACUGGACGCACAUGGAAGACAUGCUCUUUUAGCCACUUACAUAGCGUAUCAAUGCUCUCUACCGAGCAUGACUCACAUCGGGAGCGUUGCACGAGCACAGAGUAAUCCCGAUUUGCCUUUGGAAGAUCUGGAGAUGGAGAUCCACUCACGAGGGUUGGACAGAACUGCGUCGAUGCGGCAAGAAUCUCCCUCAGUCAACAGUCAUCCCACCAGAAGACUUCUACAUGAGGAACUUGCUUUGCACUGGGUUGUAUCCACCGGUCAGGCACGCGAGCUGGCAAUAACUCAUUCCUGGUUCUUCUUAGAGUUGAUAAUGCGUUCGAUGGUCGUGACGCUGUCCGAAAUGGGAUCCUUAGAGGCAUUGCGGAAACUGAGAUUUUCACCGCAGUUUUGUGACGACGUCGCUACGCUCACCGCUGCGUUAACAUCCGAGGUGAUAUCUCGUUGCGGCAAGGAGAUCCGCGUGGCAUCCAAUUUAAUAUCGAGUCUUGGCAAUUUUUUGUCUGACCUGUUAUCUGUAAUGGACAGAGGAUUCGUGUUGUCACUCGUUCGCGCCGCCUGUUGUUCGCUGUCGGAUGCGUCGAUGCAUAUUCCUGAUUCGGCGGCAUUAUUCGCUUUGAAGCUCGAUCUCGUGAGAACGGUGUGCUCGCACGAGCACUACGUAGCAUUGAAUCUUCCCUUCGGUACCGGCUAUACAUCAGGAUCCGCUCCAGCAUCACCCAGUCCAUCAACCGGCAGCUCAGGUAGUCUGAUAUCCACUCUCGUGCCCGGGGAUAGAGCUCGCUUUUCGGAACUCAGUCAAGAAUUCAGGCAGCAGCAUUUCCUGGUCGGCAUCGUUCUGUCCGAUCUGGCAAACACCCUGGAGAUACCAAAUCCGAUGUUACAGAAUAAAGCUAUCGGAACUGUUCGACAUCUUAUGAGUUGCCAUGAUGCUGAUCCACGAUAUUCCGAUCCUGCAGCAAAGGCUAGAGUCGCUGCGUUAUAUCUGCCAUUGCUUAGUAUCUUGAUGGAUGCCUUACCCCAGCUUUAUCAUUGGGACUCCAAAGAUAAAAGUGUUUAUCCGGAUGAAUCUGGAUCAAUCACGCAAUCGGUAGCAUUGGCCAUUGCAGGCGGAGCAUCGGCGGAUACUGCGGGCAAUCAGUGUCGCGUAUCCUUGAGUUCCGAAGCUACUCGACAUUUAUUAAUGUGUGUCUUAUGGGUGCUCAAGGGAUUGGAGCGAACUGCUCUAGCACAAUGGUGCUCCGAACUCAGUGCGAGACGCAUAUUGAGCUUGCUGCAAGUAUUGAAUAUAGCCACCGCAGCUUUUGAGUACAAAGGCAAGAAAGCACUUAAAAGAUUACCACCUCAAGCAACGGCCACUAGUGACAUUAGAUCGCGAUUGGAAGACGUGAUUCUCGGUCAGGGAAGUGCUAGGAGCGAAAUGAUGCUGCGAAGAAAGGAGAGAGUGACCGGAGAUAAAUUGAGAUGGCGCAAAGAUCAAAUGCCUUACAGAUCUUGCGAACAACCGGAGGGAAGAGCUGUGGAACAAGAUGCCCAUAUAGAAGGAGCCUUAGCGGCUGAGGCUUCUCUUGUUGUAUUAGAUACUUUAGAAUCUGUAGUUCAAGCUGAUGGCGGUGGAGGUGCAGUUGUUGGUGCGGUAUUGAAAGUGUUAUUAAGAGCUCUGGCUAGAAACCAAAGUACAUUGGUUCUUCAGCACAUGUUCAAUACACAACGAGCUCUAGUUUUUAAGUAUCAUAGUGCAUUGUUCGAUGAGGAAAGCGAGCGCUGUGGGGAUUUGUGCUUAACACUACUCACUCGGUGUAGCUCGCCUUUAAGCGCUAUUAGAAGUCAUGCAGCUGCGAGUUUGUAUUUACUGAUGCGACAAAAUUUCGAAAUUGGGAAUAAUUUUGCGCGCGUCAAGAUGCAAGUCACAACAUCGUUAUCCGCUCUUGUUGGGAGAGGAAGGGCUCCUAGUGAAGGAGCGUUACGUAGAGCCUUGAAAACGGUGCUGGUGUAUGCCGAGAGAGAUACAGAGCUUGCAGACACGAGUUUUCCCGAACAAGUGAAGGAUCUACUAUUCAAUCUUCAUAUGAUUCUCUCUGAUACUGUUAAGAUGAAGGAAUUCCAAGAGGAUCCUGAAAUGCUCUUGGAUCUAAUGUAUAGAAUCGCCAAGGGUUAUCAAGGAUCACCUGAUCUUCGUCUGACUUGGCUCGCAAACAUGGCACAGCAGCACAUGGAAAGGAAAAAUCACACAGAAGCAGCAAUGUGUUUAGUGCAUAGUGCCGCUCUAGUAGCAGAAUAUCUUCAUUUGUUAGAACCUGGUGGCGGUGGUCGGCCUGUAGGAGCCGUCGCUUUGAAUGCCGUGACACCGAAUGCUUUAGAAGAAAGCGCUGUCGGCGAUGACGUAUUAGCUAGAAGGGAAGAAGGACUUUGUUUAGGCCCUGAUUUUUCAGAAAGCGGAUUGGCAGGUUUAUUAGAGCACGCGGCUAGCUCUUUUCAUGCAGCUGGAAUGUACGAAGCUAUUCCUGAUGUCUAUAGGGUGUUACUGCCUAUAGCGGAAGCUGCACACGACUAUAAGAAAUUAGCUAAUAUUCACGGUAAACUUCACGAAGCAUAUACGCGUGUGGAACAAUUGGCCGGCAAACGCGUCUUCGGAACAUACUUUAGAGUUGGUUUCUACGGUGCCAGAUUCGGUGAUCUCGCUGGUGAAGAAUUCGUUUACAAAGAGCCUACCUUGACGAAACUUCCGGAGAUAUUCUCGAGACUCGAGAACUUUUAUGCCGAAAGAUUCGGCGUGGAUAAUAUAGUCAUAAUAAAGGAUUCAAAUCCUGUGGAUCCUAGCAAGCUGGAACCAGAUAAAGCUUAUGUUCAGAUCACUUAUGUAGAACCGUAUUUCGAAGCGCACGAGCUUAGACACAGACCAACAGUUUUCCAUCGAAAUUUCAAUAUAAAGCGAUUCGUUUAUGCGACACCUUUUACUCCUGGUGGCAAAGCACAUGGCGAGUUACGCGAACAAUGCAAACGAAAGACUAUAUUAACGGUGGCGACGCAUUUCCCGUAUUUAAAAACCAGAAUUCGAGUUGUAGCUCGAAAACAGAUAGUCCUAAGUCCUAUUGAAGUGGCAAUUGAAGACAUACAGAAGAAGACUGCUGAGGUGGCCGCUGCGACCGUUCAAGAACCACCCGACGCAAAGAUGCUGCAAAUGGUUCUUCAAGGUUGCAUUGGCACGACGGUCAAUCAAGGACCUGCUGAAGUAGCGGUCGUAUUUCUUUCCGGUUUGCGGGAACAAAAUGCGCAACCGAGCAGACUACAACACAAGCUUCGUUUGUGUUUCAAAGAUUUCCAAAAAAAAUGUCUCGACGCUUUGCGGCGUAACAAGAAUUUGAUUGGUCCCGAUCAGCGGGAUUAUCAGCGGGAACUGGAGAGAAAUUAUCAAAGAUUAACUGAAAGAUUGGCACCUCUUAUUGCUUGGAGCGGACCAUUCUUAAUUAAUCAGCAAGUUGUACCAUCGACUCCUCCACGCUGGUAAGGAAAUGAAACACUGCCAUAGAAGCUUACCAAAGACUACUGUAUCCAAUUAUUAAUUGCAAUUGUCAUUUAACAUAUAGCAAAUUCUGCUUAUAAUC